ACAAUCAGUCACAAGCACAGCACUAAGGCUGAUUUGGACCCUGAGCUCUGAGCAACUAGUCUAAAUGUUCAGAGCUGAUGGGAAAUGGCUUUGUUGAAACUUGAUCUUGGAAAUCCUGCAUUUGCAAUGUAUAUACUCUAGAGAAAGAGAUCAAAGGAGCUGGGCAUGAAGACUGGUGGCCUCAAGGGUUACAGGGAAACCUACAGUCAGAAGCAGCUGUGUCUUUGGUCUUUGAGAUCUUAGCCUCCGAAGUCUCCCAUGGCUCCUUAUCAUAUCCGAAAAUACCAGGACAGCGACCACAGGAGUGUGGUGGAUUUGUUCCGCAGAGGCAUGGAGGAGCACAUCCCCGCUACCUUUCGCCACAUGCUGCUGCUGCCCCGAACCCUCCUGCUCUUACUCGGGGUCCCUCUUACUCUAUUCCUGGCCUCAGGCUCCUGGCUUCUGGUUCUUCUGUCCAUCCUUACCCUCUUUCUUUCCCUGUGGUUCCUUGCAAAAUACACAUGGGAAAAGCAUGUGAUGAACUGUUUGCACACAGACAUGGCUGACAUCACCAGAACCUACCUGAGUUCUCACUCCUCCUGCUUCUGGGUAGCUGAGUCUAGAGGUCAGACAGUGGGCAUGGUGGCUGCUCGGCCAGUGAAGGACCCCCUCCUGCAGAAGAAGCAACUGCAGCUACUUCACCUCUCUGUGUCAUUGCAGCACCGAAGAGAAGGCCUAGGGAAAGCUAUGGUCAGGACUGUCCUCCAAUUUGCACAGAUGCAGGGCUUCAGUGAAGUUGUCCUUUCCACCAGCAUGCUGCAGUACGCAGCCCUGGCUCUCUACCAGGGCAUGGGCUUCCAGAAGACUGGCGAGACCUUCUACACCUAUUUGUCCAGACUAAGGAAAUCUCCAAUGAUAAACUUAAAGUAUAGCCUCACUUCUCGGGAAGGGGACCUGUGAUCUCUCUCCUCUGGCCGUCAAUCAGGAUCUGAUUGCUUCUGUAAUAGUAACAAGCAGACCCAGCUACUUCAGGUGCAAACCACUAACCCUCACUCUCAAGCACAUCUGAGUAAGUGUUUUGUGGGUGGGCUUGGGGCAAUGGUUACUCUGUGUUAUCUAGGCUUUCUGAGGUAUUCUUUAGCUAACAUAACGCCAUGUAUAAAAAGUAACACAAUAUGAACUAACCAGUACCCUGGAGCUCUUGACUCUAGCUGGAUAUGUAUCAAAAGAUGGCCUACUCGGAGGCCCAUUGGACUUGCAAACUUUAUAUGCCCCAGUACAGGGAAAUGCCAGGGCCAAAAGGUGGGAGUGGGUGGGUAGGGGGGUAGGGGUGAAGGGUAUGGGGGACUUUUGGGAUAGCAUUGGAAAUGUAAAUGAGAAAAAUACCUAAUUAAAAAAAAA
Molecule: messenger RNA, 1380 nt
Organism: Mus musculus (house mouse)
Lineage: Eukaryota; Metazoa; Chordata; Mammalia; Rodentia; Muridae
Gene: Nat8f6
Product: N-acetyltransferase 8 (GCN5-related) family member 6
Exons: 3
Coding region: 259-939 (226 amino acids)
Source: RefSeq, marked validated